Molecule: messenger RNA, 5433 nt
Organism: Adineta ricciae
Lineage: Eukaryota; Metazoa; Rotifera; Eurotatoria; Adinetida; Adinetidae
Source: the annotation of a GenBank genome assembly
AUGGCUUCGUUGUUGAGGCAAUUCAUCGUCGGUCUUUUUGUAUUUUUGUUCAUUCUUACUCAAAUCGAAACUCGUACAGCUCAAAGUGAAGAUGGUGUAGCAAAUAUCAGAGUGAAAAGACAAUAUAAUCAAUAUCCUUACAGUCCGCGUCAACGAUAUCCACAACCUCCACCAUCACAAUCCUCAUCAAAUGAUCCUAGUGACACAUACGUUCAAGGGUCUGAAUGUAAAGGUUGCGGUCCACGACGAGACUGUCAAUGUCCUGGAAAGGGUGCAAUGGGUAUCACUGGCCCACAAGGUUUUCCAGGUAUACCGGGAGAUCGUGGUAUAAAAGGUCCAGUGGGUCGUACAGGUAAUCGAGGUGUUGUUGGUGAAAAAGGUGACCGUGGUCAGUACGGUAACAAAGGCGAACGUGGUGAUGAUGGCUUAUUGCCAAUUGAUGGCCAAAAUGGUUUUCCUGGACAAGCUGGUGCUAUUGGCCCACGUGGUAUUCCUGGCGUGCCAGGUUGUAAUGGAAGCAAGGGUGAACCCGGUGAUGAUGGUCAUAUGGGAUUGGAUGGCCUGCCGGGUGCUCCAGGUUUGCCAGGUCGAAUGGGUGAAAAAGGACAAUCAGGUGAUGCAGGUAGUCUUGGUGGUGUUAUAGCGGGACCACGAGGUGAUCCUGGACCGCCUGGUCGUGCUGGCGUUCCGGGUUGGCCUGGGCCUCCUGGUACGCCAGGCUUGUCAGGCUCACCAGGUGCUCCAGGAGCAAAUGGUUUACAAGGACCAAUCGGAGAUCCUGGUUUUCCCGGACAAGAUGGACCAACAAGUUAUGGAAACAAAGGUCAACGUGGUGAUCCAGGUGAUAAUGCUCCGACACCAGUAGACUCCAUGUCUUUUGGUCGUUUACGAGGUAUCACGAAUGUUCAAGGCCCACCAGGUCUACGUGGUCCAGACGGUGACCGAGGUUACCGGGGAGAUCGUGGUCAAUCUGGUUAUUUGGGCAUCGAUGGUCUGCAAGGACCUAAAGGAGAAAAAGGUGAUAUUGGUGCACCUGGACCACAGGGUAAAUUGGGCAAAGAAGGUCCACAAGGUCCAUUUGGUAUAAAAGGAGCUGCAGGACCGCCUGGUCCACCUGGAAACGACGGUCUACCUGGAGAUGCCGGUCAACCUGGGUAUCCUGGCAUGAAAGGACAACGAGGUGAUCACGGUUUCAAUGGUCCAAAUACUUAUGGUAGUCGACGUGCUCGACCACUUCCAGGACCACCAGGAUAUCCUGGAAUGACAGGUGAUGCUGGACCGAACGGUUAUCCUGGAUCUUCUGGUUUUCCUGGUCGAGAAGGUAUCAAAGGUGAACGUGGUGAUUACGGUCUGCCUGGUCCACCUGGUCCAAUGGGAGAGACAGCGGAUGCUGAAAAGGGUGAUCGAGGUGCUGAUGGUCUUCCGGGUCGACCGGGACCCCCAGGACCUGGCGGCAUUCCUGGAGAAAAAGGUGGUUCCGGAGAAAAAGGAUUUCCUGGCGAAGAAACAUACGGACCUCGUGGAAAUAAUGGCCUUUCUGGUCGUCCUGGAUAUCCCGGUAUUCCAGGACCUCCGGGUGACAUUGGUGAACCUGGUCCACCAGGUCUGCCCGGCGAAGCAAGUUAUCGCGGCUAUCAAGGCUAUGGUCCAACUGGCCCUCAAGGAUAUCCGGGUCGACCAGGACCGCCCGGCGUGCCAGGUUUUCCAGGUAUUCCUGGUACUAAAGGUGAUGUUGGUGAAUCUGGUGGUUGUGGAUUUUGCCCACCAGCUGUCCCUGGUCUUCAAGGAGAUCGCGGUGGCCAAGGUUAUCGUGGACGGCCUGGAUUAAAUGGUGCGCCUGGAUUUCGAGGUGAAAAAGGUGACGUGGGACCAGCUGGACCAUCUGGACCUACUGGUCUCCCAGGGCCAGAUGGCUUACCUGGUCGAGAUGGUUAUCCAGGUUUACCAGGACGCAAAGGUGAACCAGGUGAAAUGAUUGGUGCUGACGGAAUUAAAGGUCGUCGAGGAGCACCGGGUGAAUCGGGUGUCAAAGGUUACCGUGGCGAUGUCGGCGAGCCUGGCAAUAGUGGACGUGACGGUUAUGACGGUAUUCCUGGUUUACCUGGUCAACGGGGUGCUCCAGGUGAUGUAGGACGUCAAGGAACACCAGGUGUUCAAGGAGCGAAAGGCACACAAGGCCCACCUGGUCCACCUGGUCAAGUAUUCUCUCGUGGAGAACGUGGUGAACAAGGUGAACGAGGUCCCGAAGGUAAAACUGGACGACCUGGUCUGCCUGGUCCACCCGGUGACGAUGCUCCAAUACAAUUGGUCACACCUGGUGCACCAGGCCUCAAAGGAUACCCAGGUGACGCAGGUUAUCCUGGACAGUCUGGUGCUCCUGGUUUACCUGGCCGCGAUGGUCUUCCUGGUGCAAAUGGAUACCCUGGUGUAAAGGGUGACAGCGGCCGUCCCGGUUUCCCCGGUUUGCCAGGUGAAAAUGGUGUUAAAGGUUAUCCGGGUAUGGAUGGACGACCUGGUAUUGAUGGACGACCUGGUCUCCCUGGAAUAAACGGACAAGCUGGUCUUCCUGGUUUGCCUGGCGCUAAAGGUCAACGAGGUGAAACAGCUAUUGCAACGACUGCUGGGCCAUCAGGUAGUGCUGGUGCAAAAGGUGUUACUGGUCCACGUGGUGCACCUGGUUUACCGGGACUACCGGGUCCGUUGGGUCCACGUGGUCUUCCUGGCAAUCCUGGUCUCAAUGGUUUACCUGGAGCUUCUGGUCCACAAGGGCAGAAAGGAGAAAGAGGUGGCACUGUACCUAGUUUGUGGGGAGACGCUGGCCUGCCUGGUGCUCGCGGUCGACCAGGAACUCCUGGAAUUGCUGGGCCACCGGGUAAAGCUGGUGCUCCUGGAUUUCGUGGUCUUCCUGGUGAUGCUGGUCGAUCAGGUAUAAAUGGCUUACCUGGUUUUCAAGGCAAGCCAGGAGAACGUGGUGACAACGGCUUAGAUGGCUACCCAGGUUUAAUUGGACCGAAAGGCCGUCCUGGUGUACCUGGUGAACGAGGCAUUUCUGGUGCUCCUGGUACUAAUGGUUUACCAGGUUUCCCUGGUCCAAAAGGUCUCCCAGGUGAUGUUGGAGAGCCAGGUCUUGGCGGUGGUUACAGUCAACCAGGUCAAAAAGGAGAAAUGGGUGAAUCUGGCGAGCCUGGUCUACCUGGUCUUAAAGGUCUUCCUGGCGACUCUGGCGCAUUUGGACCAAAAGGAUUUCCAGGCGAAGUUGGAUUAUCAGGCCUUCCAGGCGCGCCUGGCCUACCUGGUCGUGAUGGACGUCCUGGUUUACCGGGCAUGAAAGGUGAAAUGGGUGAUGCAUUCAAAGGCAUCAACGGUAUACGAGGUGAUCGUGGUUUUCCUGGUCUUCCCGGCCUGCCAGGUGCUCCAGGUUUUCGUGGUAUUCCUGGACUUCCUGGUGGUGUCGGCUCUCGAGGUCAACCUGGUCUUGUCGGACUUCCAGGGCUACCUGGCUUGAGUGGCGCACCUGGAUUACCUGGAAUGAAAGGUUUAGUAGGUCAAAGUGGCCUUCCUGGAGUUAGUGGAAUUCCUGGUGAUCGGGGCUUUCCUGGCCGUCCUGGAUUACCAGGUCUACCCGGUGCUAAAGGAUUGAGUGGCGAACCGGGUCGCGAUGGACGAGCAACAGAACCAGGACUAAAAGGAGAAACAGGUGACAUUGGUGCACCUGGUUUGCCUGGACUCGCCGGAAUGAUUGGUGACGCUGGUGUCCCAGGAUUUCCAGGUCCUAUUGGCCCACCAGGAGUGCCAGGUCGCGAUGGUUAUCCUGGCUUACGUGGUGAAAAAGGUUUGCCAGGCAUUCCAGGAAAAGAUGGACGACGAGGCAGAGAUGGAUUACCCGGACCAAAAGGAAACGCUGGUUUACCUGGACGCCCUGGUACCAAAGGUUUACCAGGUGAUAACGGAGGUCGUUCAAUGCCUGGCAUUCGAGGUGAUCCUGGUCGUAGUGGACUUCCAGGUCAGCCAGGUCCUAAAGGUUUGCCUGGAGACGUGGGUAUAGCUGGUCCUCCUGGCCGUGAUGGUCGUGGAGCAACUGGUUCACGAGGGCCAACUGGUGAUCGUGGUCUAGAUGGUUUACCAGGUCGUCCGGGAACCGCUGGAUUUCCUGGUCGAGAUGGCAAGCCCGGUUUAGCUGGUCCUCCUGGUACACCAGGUCUUGUUGGAAUCAAUGGUCUUCCAGGCAGCCCAGGCUUACCUGGUCCAAAAGGACUCCCGGGUCUACCAGGUCCAGCAGGCAAUUCAGGACUUCCUGGCAGGCGAGGCGAGCCUGGUGCCGGAGGCUUACCAGGGCUUCCAGGUCGUAAAGGUGACCAAGGUGAUGCAGGCUUACCAGGCAAGCCAGGUGUUCCAGGUCUACCUGGUCCAAAGGGAGAAGCAGUCCGUGUAGAAACUAUUGUGCAACCAGGUGCCAAAGGUGAACGUGGUGAUCAAGGAUUCCCAGGUGCUGCUGGCAUACCUGGUCGAGCUGGUUUUCCUGGAGCAAAAGGAUAUCCGGGUCAAGUGGGUCUUACUGGAAGUCCAGGUAACCCAGGCUCAUUAGGUGCUCGUGGUUCAAUUGGUGAUGUUGGAUUUGCUGGAGUACCCGGCUUAAACGGUCCACCAGGUCCACCAGGUAUUGCUGGUUCACAAGGUCCACCAGGGGACACUGGAGAAGGUUCAUUCGUAUUUGCACGACACAGUCAAGAUAAAACAGUGCCACAAUGUCCAUAUUCAACAACAAAAAUGCAAGAUGGCUAUUCAUUCAUGGGUAUGCAAGGUGAUACAUAUGCUGCUCAUCAAGAUCUUGGUGGUUCUGGCAGUUGUUUGCGCCGUUUCAGUGCUAUGCCAUUCUUGUUUUGUGAUAUUGGUAAUUCGUGUCAUUAUGCAUCACGCAACGACUAUUCAUAUUGGUUAUCAACCAAUGAACCGAUGUCAGCCAGUAUGUCACCAUUUGAAUCACGUGAUUUACCCAAUCACUUAAGUCGCUGUGUUGUUUGUGAAUCUCCAACACCUGUAUUUGCAAUUCACAGUCAAUCGCAACGUGUUCCCACAUGUCCAGAAGGCUACGAUCUUCUCUGGACUGGAUAUAGUUUUGUAUUCACAUCAGCCGAUGGUGGUCGAGGUGAUCAACAAAGUUUACAAUCACCUGGUUCAUGUCUGGAAAAAUAUCACGAUCGACCCUAUUUUCAUUGUAAAGAUCAUUCACACUGCAACUACUAUCCGAACAUGAUGACAUUCUAUCUCGCUACAUUGGAUGAAUAUACUGGUUUCGAAAAGCCUAAACUAUUAACAUUAAAAUCAGGCACACAACGGCAACAUGUUAGUCGAUGUGCCGUGUGUCAUGCUAAUCUAUUUAAACAAACUGCGAGUGGUCCAUCUGCAUUUUUUGCACAAGUGAAGAAGAUUUAA